Messenger RNA from Funneliformis caledonium, 3409 nucleotides. Lineage: Eukaryota; Fungi; Glomeromycota; Glomeromycetes; Glomerales; Glomeraceae. The record is from the annotation of a GenBank genome assembly.
AAAACGAUUCUUACAUAGUUUAAUAAAGAUGGAAAGUAGCGAAUAUAGCAAAUAUGUAAAUUUGCCAUUUUAUGGUGAAAUGGACGAUAGUAUAAUGAAGUCAAAUGAAAUAGAUAGUAUUUCAAUGUCUCAAUAUAUAAAUGACUCCUCGAGAAAUGAUGUAGAGUCUCUUGGAGAUUUAGAUGUUAAUUCAUUUGAUAAUGGAAAUCAGUUUACAUCUGAUACUCAGAUUGCUUCAGAAGGAUGGGACUCAUCCACACAUAUAAUUCAUGAAAAUGUUCAAAAUAAUAACCCACAAUUAGCAUUAAUAAAUCCUGUAGCGGCAGGUUCACAAUACCUAACAGAUUCAACCUUUAUGGACCAACCUGGCCAGUCAUUGAAAGUUCAACAGCAAGGUCAUUCGUAUGGAACGCGGUACGCAAAUCAAUUACGUCCGACACCCGGUAUUGAACCUCGCAGAAGAAAAGUCCCAAAAGAAAAAAAUGAACCAGAAGAUAAGGGACCUUAUUGUAUUUGUCAAGGCCCAUCUUAUGGAACAAUGAUUAUUUGUGAUUUCUGCAACGAGUAUCAUAUUAGGUGUGUGAAUUUAACAAAACAACAAGCAAAAGAAAUAGAAAAAUAUAUGUGUCCAAACUGUCAAGGAUCUAGAACCCUAACAAGUUUGAUUCAAGAAGAUUGCCCUAUAGCGGAGACAACAGGCAUUGAUCCAAAAGCGUUGAUGAUCGAGGAACCCAAACAAAUCGAACCUCCAUCGCCUCCAAAGUGCAAGCUUCAACACUGUACAGAAAAAGCACGUGAUAAUAACCCUUAUUGUAGUAAUAAAUGUUUUAUACAAGGUCAUAUAUUGGAAAUCAAAAAAUCACAAGAUACAGAAUUAGUGCAAAAUCAACCCGAAUCUUCAGUUGCUGAAUCAAAAAAGACGCCGCGUGUGAUAUUACCAAAACUAAAAUCACCCGCAAUAAAAAAAGCUGUGUCUAUUCCUACAAAAUCUGGUUUUAUUCCUAAUAAAGCACAUACUACAAGUUCUAGUGAUAAUCGUCCAAAAAUACGCAAUGUGUUCCCGGAGAAACUUAAAGGAGUAUUCACUAAUAAAUAUACGGAAAUAGUUCAAGAUCCUGAUUAUCCUGAAAAGGAUAAAGAUCCUCAUGAACUUGGACUUCAACUUGCAAAUGAGAUUGAAGAUGCAAUUUUCCACAAAUUUGCUAAGGGUAUUAUCGGGCAAGACUACAAAACUAAAGUUCGAAGCCUAAUUACAAGUUUAACCGAUUCCAAAAAUGCGAAUUUGUUGCGUCGAAUACUCUCUGGUGAUAUUCCCCCUGAGACUUUAGUUAUGAUGUCUUCCGAAGAAUUAGCGAAUCCCGAACAGAAAGCAUUAAUGGCCAAAGUACGAAGAGAAAGCUUGCAACGAUCAAUUUUAAAACGUGAAAAUACUGGUCCAAGAAUUAAAACCACUCACAAAGGAGAAUUAAUCAUAGUUGAAAAUGUUCGUGAUUCUCCUCAAGAUUCACCAAAAGAUACUACUACAUACUUUGAGGAAGAUCAUACUUAUGCGAAUUUCAAUGCUCCUGCUGUUGAGAGACCAAAAAUCAAAUUUGAAGAUUUAGUUCCGAAGAAAUGGAUAGACGAUAAUACUAUGGCAUCCAAAAAUGAAAAUUCGGAGGGCAAUCAAUUAGCUCGUGACAUCUCAACUAGUUUGGAUUUAUCUAAAGGAUCUGCUGAUACUAGUGAUAAUAAUGAUAAAAUCAUACAUACUCCCGAUGAUUCCCAUCCCGAAAAAGUUUUGGAUGAUAAAGAAAUAGUAAAUAGUCCUUUAAUAUCACCAAGUGUAUCAUCAGUUAAUUCACCAAUACAUUCUCCUCCAAAUUUAUCAUGUCAAUAUUCUCCUGGAAGUCCUUCCGAUAUGCGAUUCGAAUCUCCUGGAACUCCUAUAGGAACUCCUCCAAGUAAUAAUAUGAAUAUUGUACCUGAGACUGUAUGGAGGGGUAGAUUGGUAUUUGAUAAGAAACUUGGAGAAUUUUCAGGACAUGCGGACCUUCUCGCGGCGAAAAAACGUGAUAAGAAAAGAAAUUGGGAUGAAUAUCUCGCAUCAUCUAUUAUCGUCAAUGGGCAUGUUUCCAAAAUUGAAGAUGUGGAUAAUUAUUUAGUUGACUGUUGGUGUUCACCUAAUAAAGAUAUAGCAAUCAUUAAAUUUGAAAUUUGUGAAAAUCCGAAUACUGAAGAAUUUGAAACUAUAUUUAAUUCUUUGCACUAUGCACCAAAAUCAGCGGACGUAAAGAAGCGUCGAUAUGGACGUGUUGCACCCGCAUAUAGUACUGUAAGAGACAUGUAUCUGAUUUCAUUAGAACCCGAUGACAAGCUUCCAGAUGUUAUAACUUUUUUAGAACUAGAUGGAAUUUUAUCUCUUGAAAAGCGACCAACUAGGUUAUUAUUGGGUGCUGUAAUAAUUGUUGAGGCAGAAUCAAAUAAAACAAAACGUAUGCACGAUAUUAACGAGAUAAAUGGUAGAGCAGUUAAGAAAGAAAAAAGCGAACCCGAUACCACGACUAACUUGGCAAAAGUGAUUGCCUUGCCAAAUAUUGGAUCUAAUAUUCAUAAUAACGAAUCAAUUAAAAAAAAUAUACCACCGGCAGCGAGUUCUAUUAGUUCCUCAACAAACUUUUGGCCGAAUCAACAUAAUUCUGUUAAUGGUUCAACUGUAACUUCGGCAACGAUUCCGACGUUUUUGCAGUCGUCGUUAACUACAAAUAAUCAAAAUCAUCCGAAUUUAAAUAUUAAUGUCUCACAAGGUAUUCAACAAACUCCACUUGCGCAACCAUUACCAAUGAUCACUUCUUCUACAAAUGGUCUUUACGGAUUAUCUUCAUAUCCUCCUAAUCCUCAAAAUCCACCAAUGCAAUGGAUGCCUCCAAUACAACCACCACAGCAUCCACAGCAACAAGUAUUUCUUCCUCAACAAGGUCCUCCUCUUGGACAACCACCGUUCAUGCCACCACCUUCAAAUAUACAACAGCAAAAUGUGCCAUUACAAUAUGGACAUCAUGUAAUAUCUGAUCUACCAAAUGGUAUUUCGCAACAACAACCCAUAAGGCAGCAAAUGCCUAUUGGAUCGUCUUCUCAGUAUAACGCUUAUCCGCAAAAUUACAAUCAUUCCCAAUAUGAAUCACCUCGACCACAAUCACGGGAGAAAGAUAAUAGGCCGCAUUGGAAUAGAGAUAAUAGACCCAAUAUGGAUCGAGAUCGAGAUCGAAAUCGUCAUAAUCGACAAAGAAGAAUUGUGAGAGAAGAUAGACGACAUCAUGACUCUGAUGAUUACAGACCUCCACCAAGAGAUCCCAGGCGACCAUCACCACCUUCAUCAGAUUAUCGGGAUUUCAAAAGAGGUGGAGGUAGAGGUGGAAGGUAUCGUUAA